Molecule: messenger RNA, 1465 nt
Organism: Lineus longissimus
Lineage: Eukaryota; Metazoa; Nemertea; Pilidiophora; Heteronemertea; Lineidae
Product: deoxyribonuclease-1-like
Exons: 9
Coding region: 173-1465 (430 amino acids)
Biological process (GO): DNA catabolic process
Cellular component (GO): nucleus
Molecular function (GO): DNA binding; deoxyribonuclease I activity
Source: RefSeq, a predicted model, not a curated record
GUUUUCUGCCAGGCCUACAUACACUAUACUGGGCCUACCAGCCUACCCAUCUUAUCACAUAACCCACGCUUUUGUCAUAUCACUGGCAUAUAAAAGGCCACUUGGUAUUUUGGCGACAUCUGCAUUGGUGGUUGCAAAUACAUGUAGUCGAGACUCACUCUCUGAUAUUUCAAUGGAUAUUCUAAGGGUCGUCCUCUGCCAAGCCAUCGUGCUAGGGCUGGCUCUGGCCUCCACGCAGCGUGACCCAGGAAUAGCGUACCCCGCUCUAAAGAUCGCCUCGUUCAAUAUCCAGGCUUUCGGAGGGAGUAAGACACGAAAAUUGGAGGCUUUUGAAGUCAUAAAGGAGAUCAUUCGCCGCUAUGACAUUGUUGUGGUACAAGAAAUUAGAGAUGCAAAGAUGACGGCUUUUCCAUAUCUCUUGGCCCAAGUCAACCAGAUGGACCCAAGCAAUCCCUACGAGAGUGUGGUCAGCGCUCGCCUCGGACGGACCAAUAGCAAGGAGCAGUAUGGCUUCCUUUAUGAUCCAAACAAGGUAUCUGUGACGGACACAUAUCAGUACGAAGAUGGGCCAGAUGACGGGUUAGAUGCAUUCGAAAGGGAACCAUUCGCUGUCAGGUUUUCCUCUCCAACCACUGAGGUGAGUGAUUUUGCCAUCAUCAAUGUCCACAUUAAACCAAAUGACGCUGUGCGAGAGAUUGGCGACUUGACGCAUGUUUAUGAUACCGUUGAAGCCCAUUGGGAUCUCGAGGACAUCAUGUUCGCUGGGGAUUUCAACGGCGACUGCAAUUACGUCACCAAAGAGGAAUUCAAGUCCAUCUCACUGCGGACCGAUUCGAGAUUCAGUUGGCUGACUUCGGACUGCGAGGACACAACAAGCGGGAGUACCAACUGUGCCUACGACAGAUUCGUGGCCGCCGGUUCCAAGUUGAUAGACAGCGUCGUUCCUGGUAGUUCGGGAGUUUUUGAUUUUAAGGAGGCGUACGGGCUGACACAGGAACAAACCCGCAAAGUCAGUGACCAUUUUCCAAUCGUCAUAGAGUUAGCAGGAGAAAAAAUAUACGGCGUACAAACCAACUUACAAACCUACUGGUCCUUCAAAAUCCUGGAGGAAAAUUACGUCACAAAUGUCAACAACAUUCGCGCCAUCUACAGGUCGCCAGCAGCAUCAUAUACAACAAUGGGACUCAAAGAUGGCACCAUGUACUAUGAAGCAAUAGCUAGGAGGUCCCGUAUCUCAAACGUCAUGAACUCCCUAAAGGAAUUCCAGGAGGCCUACCCGGGGGUGAUCUCCGACAAUAUGCUGAGCAUGGUCCAGGCUCAUUUUGAUUCGAAAGCCAUGCAAGCGGAGCCCCCGUACGUGUACGGACUCGAUGAGGACCCGAGGUUGACCUUUGAUGUGGAAGUAAGGUGUAGCCUCCAAGACCCGUUAGACUGUAGCGUGACUGUGGAGAGGCGAACUCAUUAG